UAUCACUGUGUUGAGCCUAAUCAGGAAGCCUAAGAAAACAACAAUGGCCAACCUACACAUGUAACGAUUGUGAUGUUCGGCCUUAUCCUGCGACCGGUCCAGAAAUGUCGCGAUGUUCGCCACUAUUGGCAGUGGCCUCGGCGUUUCUGUUUGAGUAUAACACACCCAGGAUCGUACAUAUUAAGAGUAAGAAGGUUGGAGUCACCAACAGACUUCUACAACUGGGAAUCAUUUCUUACAUUAUCGGUUUUGUGUUAGUGUACAAGAAAGGCUACCAAGACUUUGAUACUGUUCAAAGUGCUGUCACUACUAAGGUGAAAGGUAUUGCUCUUUCCAACCAAAGUCAUCUGCCUGACAUUGGCUUAAGAACUUGGGAUGUUGCAGACUAUGUUAUUCCACCGCAGGAAAACAAUGCAGCUUUUGUUAUGACAAAUGUUAUUCCUACGUUGGGUCAGACACAGUCCGUUUGCCCUGAGGAUCCUUCCAUUAAAGGCAGUAAUUGUACAGAUGAUUCUUCAUAUUGCUCCGGAUUAAAAGGCACAAUAUUAGAUAAAGGAAAUGGACCAUUCACUGGUAGAUGUGUGAACUCCACUGAUGGUGUGAAUAAAGUUUGUGAAAUUUAUGGAUGGUGUCAGGUUGAGAAUUCUUCUGGCAGUGGCAAUGUAAUCAAUCUUGUAGGAUCCCAAAAUUUCACACUGUUUAUCAAGAAUGACAUUGCAUUUCCUAAAUUUGAUGUAAAAAGACGCAACAUCCUUAAUAUUUAUAAAAAUGAUAAUGAUCUGAGUAGUUGUCGAUGGAAUAGCAGCGACUCUAAAGGGAAAUACUGUCCUAUCUUACUGUUAGGGGACAUUGCUCUAGCUGCAAAUCAAGACUAUGACAAAUUAGCUCAGAAAGGUGCAAUACUGCAGAUUGUGAUAGACUGGACAUGUGACUUGGACAAGAGUGUUGAUGAAUGUUUGCCAGAGUAUAGCUUCAAAAGACUUGACAGCAGUGAUUACAAUGUUUCUAAUGGAUUUAACUUUCGGUAUGCUGAUUAUUAUGCACUGAAAGAAAAUGACACAUUGAGGCAGUACAGAAAUCUGUACAAAGCCACUGGUAUAAUGUUUGUGAUCACCGUGCAAGGGAAAGCUGGGAAAUUCAAUGUCAUUCCCCUCAUUUUAAACUUCAGCAGUGGCUUAGCAUUGUUGACCAUUACUGUAAUCAUCUGUGAUGUUUUGGUCCUUUACUUCCUUCAAGCAAGAAGUUACUAUAGAGAAUAUAAGUAUUUACAAGUUGAAGGGCGAGAUGCUUUCCAGGAAAACUUUCACAAUGUCAGCAAAGAGGUACAAGAUGAUGUAAAUGAGGAGCUAAUUUUAUUUUCUGAAAAAGUCAAAACUUAUACAUGACACAAAAGAUAUUUGAUCGAGAUGGUGACCAUGAACAUAAAGGGACAUCUGUUAAAAGAGACACCAAUCCCACAAUAAGUGCUUCAUACGAUGGACAUGGAACUGACACUUAAAGUCUAUUAAUAAAAGAUGUCAUCACAUCAGCAGCACAGAUAUGAAACAAAAUUCUGCUUUUGUAUAUUAAGAAUGAAAAAUUUUAUAUAUACUUUUGUUACAUCAACUUUUAUAUUACGAAAAAGUAUCUCAACUAAACACUUCUAUGACAUAUUACUAUGCUUUUAAAAACAUUUUAAAUAAUUAAAAAGCACAAAAAAAAAAAAAAAAAAAAGAAAUGUUAUUUGUGAUUUUCAUAUUUACGGCACAUUUUUUUUAGUUACAUUUUUUUUUUUUAAUAUCAGAAAAUGUUUAAAUGUAAGAAGUUAAAGAGUUGUUAUUGUUACAUUGAAUGAAAUAAUAAAAAUUAGCAUCUGAAAAGUCAUUUGACUAAAAAUUAAACAUUCCCACCAAAGAAAACUCUGGUGAUAAUUGUAUAUAUGAUUCAAUGUUUUUAUUGCUCUGAAUUUAUGCAUAAUACAAUUAAUAAUUAGUCCUAGACCUGCAGUACCUUCAAUUUUAAUUGGCAAUUUUUUUAUUUACUUCACACUAUACAAUGAGAAAGAACUCUAUGGCAAUUAUUGGCCGCUAUCUAAAUGUCUUUUUAAACUUUUUUUUUUCAAUUCUAAAUAUUUGUAUCAUUAAAUAAAUAUAUUUUUUUAUUAUGAAUUCAGUUUAGCAGGCAUAAAUACACAUACUUUACUUUAUUCAAGUAUAUGUGUGAUGUCUUAGUAUAUAUUUCAACUUACCAACAAAUAAGCUCUAUAAUGUACACUAGAUCGUACAUUUAUUAGGAGCAACACAAUGAAUCAAAAUGUCUUCAUUUACAUGAAAAAAUGAUGUAAAAAAGUAAGUGUAGCAGUGUUUGUUUAUUUACAGGACUUGAAAUCUUUAAAAUAAAAGAUUUUUAUUCAUUUGUUUA
Molecule: messenger RNA, 2400 nt
Organism: Biomphalaria glabrata
Lineage: Eukaryota; Metazoa; Mollusca; Gastropoda; Planorbidae
Product: P2X purinoceptor 4-like
Exons: 12
Coding region: 105-1385 (426 amino acids)
Biological process (GO): response to ATP; monoatomic cation transmembrane transport
Cellular component (GO): nuclear inner membrane; plasma membrane
Molecular function (GO): purinergic nucleotide receptor activity; extracellularly ATP-gated monoatomic cation channel activity
Source: RefSeq, a predicted model, not a curated record